Molecule: messenger RNA, 463 nt
Organism: Carassius gibelio (silver crucian carp)
Lineage: Eukaryota; Metazoa; Chordata; Actinopteri; Cypriniformes; Cyprinidae
Product: histone H2A-like
Exons: 1
Coding region: 33-419 (128 amino acids)
Cellular component (GO): nucleosome
Molecular function (GO): structural constituent of chromatin; DNA binding; protein heterodimerization activity
Source: RefSeq, a predicted model, not a curated record
AUUACUAACGUAGAAAUACCUUACUAUCGACAAUGAGUGGAAGAGGCAAAACCGGCGGCAAAGCGAGAGCGAAGGCCAAGACUCGCUCCUCCAGAGCAGGGCUGCAGUUCCCCGUCGGUCGUGUUCACAGACUUCUCCGUAAAGGAAACUACGCCGAGCGCGUCGGUGCCGGAGCUCCCGUCUAUCUGGCGGCUGUGCUCGAGUAUCUGACCGCUGAGAUCCUGGAGUUGGCUGGAAACGCCGCGAGAGACAACAAGAAGACCCGCAUCAUUCCCCGUCACCUGCAGCUGGCGGUGCGCAAUGACGAGGAGCUCAACAAACUCCUGGGUCGAGUGACCAUCGCUCAGGGCGGCGUGCUGCCCAACAUCCAGGCCGUGCUGCUGCCCAAGAAGACCGAGAAACCCGCCAAAGCCAAGUAAACCGAGUCCGCUCUGUUUCUGAAACAAAGGCUCUUUUAAGAGCC